AUGGCACUGCAGGUGAUUGCCUGGGAAACUCGAGGGAAAGCGCCGCUGGGCGCCGAAAUCACAGCAGCUUUGCAUGAGCUGCGCAUGCGAGACCAGGGUAUUUCUAACGCAUCAAAGCAGCAGGCUGCAGAGCCAGAGUCCCUGCUGAGGCUCCAGUAUGCCAUGCUCAUCAUCCGCCUGGUCAAUGGCAUUUCGGACUCAUCUCAGAAGGGCCGAAUUGCCAUGUCUGUCUCAAAUCUAGCAGAAGAUGCUGGCAUACCGCGUAUCCUUGUGGAUGUGCGACAUGAUGCCUCUCACAAUGAGCUGCCCAGCCUGGCGCUGCUGCGGCUGGCAUCAUCAGCAGCCCUGUCCUGGCUCUCCUCAGCCUACUGGCAGCGGCAGGCUGAUCACCUGGAAAGCUGCAGAGCGCACAUCAGAUCCCUGCUUCAGAGGUACACGGAGCUGCAACAAGCGGCGAUCCUCAAGCAGGCCAUCACGGGGAAGUCAGAGGACGAAGAUUCAGCGGUAGUGAAUGCAGCUGAUGCGCAGGGUGACAGCAUGGCCUACAGUGGGGCCGUUGGCCAAAAGCAGCGGCGCGAAGUGAUAACAGAACUUUGGGAUCGGGUGCAUUCGGCUGCCCACCUCUUGGUUGGGCCCCUGCUGGACGACGGUCUGCUGGAAGCACAGCAGGAUGCCAGCGCCGUCUCAGCUGAGGCUGGCAACAGCAAGCUGACUCCUCAGGAGGUGGCUGCGGCUGUCUGGGAGGCCGUUGUGCAGGGGCUGUCCAGCACCUGGCCCCAGCUCAGGCAGCUGCUCCUUGCUGCUGCAGUGCAGCGCCUCUGCACACCACCAUCCCAAUCGGGUGCCAGCCCUGACAGCACCCUGCCAGACAGCAAUCAGAUUGCGGCAAACACAGAUACUUCUGCAGCGACGGGCCGAACAGAUACACUGGCACAGUGGGCCGGCUGGCUGCUGAGCGUUGCAAAGGAGGCCGGCCAGAAAAAAGGCAAGCAGCAGAAGGUGGGCGCCAAGCGCAAGAGCAGCCAGCCUCACAGCGAUGUUGGUGUCCAGAGGGAGCAGUGGAGGCCCAGCAGUGCUCAGCUCAGCAGCUUGCUGGCCGACUGCCUGCAUGCACUUGCGCAAACUCCAAGCAUGCAUGGAUAUCCACUUGUGCACAGCGGGGAAGCUGCACUGAGGAGAGUGGCAGGGAUGCUACUGGAGCGGAUAAAGUCUUCACAGGAGGGCAGUGCUGCGCAGACAAAGCAAUUGCAGCAGCUUGUGGAGCUCUCUCAAGUGGGCGCAGGAGGGGCAUAUGUAGGUGGCAGCUCAGGGGCGCAAAAAAUCUCAGAGGCGCUUGCUGCAGCUGCAGCAGCGCGGGAUGAGCUCAUGCAGAGGUCAAGAGGAGCUGCUUUUACUGCGGAAACAGCCUCUGCCAAGAAGGCCCGGUGGUCUUUGGCAGAGGAUUGGUCACCCUGUGCGCUGGGAAUGCUGCCAUCUCCACACCACCCAUGUGGGCGCAUGCCCACCCUCAACAGCGCUCCAUCCCGCAGCGCAAGUUUGCCCAUUGUGGAAGCAGCUUCAAUUGCCACUGUGGGAUCACCAGAGGAACAUGCUGCAGAUGCAUUGCCUGAACUUGGCAUAGUAGAGAAUGCGACAGACAUAUCUCCCCCACAGGAGGUCGACCAAGGCAGGAUGCCAGUUGAAGACUUGGAUAUCCAAGACUACUUCAGCAAGUUUGAGGUGCAGCCCAGCCACGGUGCUGAAGAGAUUGCAGCUGAAGCGGAGACUGGACUGACAGUGGGUCAGAUCCAGAGCAUUGCUGCCGCAAUCAAGGUGCUUUGA
Coccomyxa subellipsoidea C-169 is the source of this 1821-nucleotide messenger RNA. Its product is annotated as Las1-domain-containing protein. The transcript has 6 exons. Lineage: Eukaryota; Viridiplantae; Chlorophyta; Trebouxiophyceae; Coccomyxaceae. The record is from RefSeq and is a predicted model, not a curated record. Bases 1 to 1821 code for a protein of 606 amino acids. Gene Ontology annotation, cellular component: Las1 complex; preribosome, large subunit precursor. Gene Ontology annotation, molecular function: endonuclease activity. Gene Ontology annotation, biological process: maturation of LSU-rRNA; maturation of 5.8S rRNA.